This is a messenger RNA of Trichobilharzia szidati, 2231 nucleotides long. The record is from the annotation of a GenBank genome assembly. NCBI's taxonomy places the organism in Eukaryota, Metazoa, Platyhelminthes, Trematoda, Strigeidida, Schistosomatidae.
AUGGAAAAAGAAUUGGCUCCAAAUAUAUUCAAAUCAAUGGAUGGUUUCAUCUUCAUUUUAUCUCAGGAGGGGAAAAUUUUGUACAUAUCUGAAACAGCUUCUGUUCUGUUGGGUUUGUCUCAGGUUGAAAUGACCGGGAAUGAAAUAACCGAGUAUCUCCAUCCACUGGACCAUGAAGAAUUAAAACAAAUACUUACCAUCCAUCCAUCAGAGAUAGCUGCAAAUGCUGGUCAGUCAGAAUUCACACUUGAACGUAGUUUUUUCCUACGCGUAAAAUGCGUUUUGGCCAAAAGAAAUGCUGGGUUAACUACUGCAGGUUUCAAAGUGAUACACUGUAAUGGACAUUUGCGUGUUCGUGUCAUUCACUUAGAAGGCUAUCAGUACUAUCAAAAUUUAGGCCUAAUAUCAUUUGCUUACGCAAUCCCGUCGCCGAAUACAAACAACACAGAAAUACGUUUAAGCAUGGAUAUGUUUAUGUUUCGUGCCAGUUUAGACUUGAAACUAAUAUUUUUGGAAGGCAGAAUUACUCAGAUAACUGGUUUCCAACCGCAGGAAUUGGUGGAUAAAACACUUUACCAACUGGUUCAUGCUGCAGAUGUUGGAUCAUUAAAGCAUUCUCAUGAAAUACUUUUGACUAAAGGUCAAGUGACAACUCCAUAUUAUCGUCUACUGAAUAAAUCUGGAGGUUGGAUAUGGAUACAAUCGUAUGCCACUAUAGUUCACAAUAGCAGAUCAUCACGACCUAACUGCAUCGUCAGCGUGAAUUAUCUUCUGUCAGAACUUGAAUUUAGUGAGUACUGUUUAUUAAAUGAUCCAUUAAUGUACGAAGAUACUGUCGGUCAGCAUCAACAAGCAAAAACAAAUCGUGUGGUGACGAAUACACCACCACCACUACAACAACAACAACAACAAGCUCAACUGUUACCACCAGUGCAACCGACUGCUAAAACUAUGAUUAGUUAUGAGAAUGACACAAAGAACAGAAUGAAUGAAUACUACCGUAGUGAGUACAUAUCAAAAAUAUCAGGUAGAAGUAAUGAUGAUCCACCCCAAAAACGUACACGUCGGUGGAACACUACUAACACCCUCCACCAUGACAACACUAUCAUGUGUGGGAAUGAUAAUAGUAAUAAUAACAUUAAUUCACACAAUUCUGUGUUCAAAUCUCAGACAAUGUCUGAACAUUUAACAAACAGUACAGACUGUUACUUUAGCAAUUACAAUCAGCAUAAUUUAAAGUCUAUGUUACCUACAGACAUAACUCAACUACCGUAUGACGUAUGGACAACAGAAUUACAGAAGCAACAACAACAACAGCAGCAAGAAUAUCCAGAACAAACAUAUACAUCAGUCUAUCAAGAAAAUGUUAAUAAGGUAGUGAAUUACAAAACUCCAAAGUAUCCAAUGUACAAUGAAUGCUCUAAAGAAAAUGAAGGCAGUGUAUUAGUCUCACAAUGGUCGCAUAUGAAUGUAGACGCAAACUGUCAGCUACAUCAUCAGCAUCCUCAUGACUAUUCUGUUCAGAUGCAUUCAUCACCAGCAAAUUCAACAAUUAGGUCAGAUGGAUCAGCACUUGCACCCUCUGAGACAAUAACAAAAGUACAGAGUGAUAUGAAUUUUUUGUGUAAAAAAUUAGAUGUUUCUCAACAUCAGUCACAAGCACAUCCUUGUGAUGGACAUCCUCCACUUAUGGGAGAAACCAUGGUGGGAAUGGGUGGGUCAAAUGAAACAACAUAUUCAAAUGGUAAACUUUCGAUCAUCGAUAAUUUAAGGAGGUUAGAAGGUCAUUGCGGGGAAGCAGGAGAAGAAGAAGACGAAGACGAAGAAGAAGAAGAGGUUGACGGGGAACACGAGAACGAAGAGGAGUGAAGCUGCCUUAAAUGUGAUACUACUCAGAUGGGUGAAGCAUAUUACUCACAAGCGUACCUACUUUCACUUUAAUGCUGUAACAUGAAUACAAGGCAAUAAAAAAUGUAACUGAUAAACAGUCUUAACCAAUACCACACACAAGUUCCCAGCGCCAAUACUCGUUUGUUAGUUAAUUCAUGUAAACAAAUGCAAAGCCAGAAUAAAAGAUUGGAACUGUCAUUUUCGCAUAAUCAGUAGUUCACUGAUAUAAGAGCAGACUGUAUCAUUAUCACCAAGUAUUCUCAAUUAAUAAAUCUAAAUUAUAAUAAAACUGUGAUCUGGCUUUGCAACAGAAUAACUCUCAUUAUUUGCUUUUGCACAGA